Molecule: messenger RNA, 3124 nt
Organism: Filobasidium floriforme
Lineage: Eukaryota; Fungi; Basidiomycota; Tremellomycetes; Filobasidiales; Filobasidiaceae
Product: meiotic cell cortex C-terminal pleckstrin homology-domain-containing protein
Exons: 3
Coding region: 26-2773 (915 amino acids)
Biological process (GO): dynein-driven meiotic oscillatory nuclear movement; establishment of mitochondrion localization; maintenance of protein location in cell cortex
Cellular component (GO): cell cortex; mitochondrion
Molecular function (GO): tubulin binding; phospholipid binding
Source: RefSeq, a predicted model, not a curated record
GCCGGUUGAAGUCAUCAAGGAGGUUAUGGUUGACAGGCCUGUCGAGGUAGUCAAGGAAGUGAUGGUGGACAGACCUGUCGAAAUCAUAAAGGAAGUUAUGGUCGACAGGCCGGUAGAAGUCAUCAAGGAGGUGAUGGUAGACAGACCCGUCGAGGUCAUCAAGGAGGUGAUGGUGGACCGGCCGGUUGAAGUGAUCAAGGAGAUCAUGGUGGAUAGACCAGUCGAGGUGAUCAAGGAGAUUACCGUCGACAGGCCUGUAGAAGUCAUCAAAGAGGUCUUUGUGGAUCGUCCCGUCGAGGUCAUCAGGGAAGUCAUGGUGGAUCGGCCAGUAGAAGUGGUCAAGGAGGUCAUCGUGGAUCGACCGGUAGAAAUCGUGCGAGAAAUCGAAGUAAUCAAGGAAGUCGAAGUUCCAGUCGAGGUCGUCAAGGAAGUCUUCGUGGACAGACCUGUGGAGGUUAUUCGCGAGGUCGAAGUCGUCAAACAGGUCGAUGUCCCCUACGAAGUCGUCAAAGAGGUCGAGGUUAUCAAGGAGAUUGUGCGAGAAGUGCCGGUCGAAAAGGAAGUGGUUCGCGAGGUCUACGUCGAUCGAGAGGUCAUCAAGGAGGUCCCCGUAGACCGGGAGGUCGUUCGCGAGGUCUUUGUUGAUAGGGAGGUCAUCAAGGAAGUUCCUGUCGAUCGAGAAGUUAUCAAGGAGAUUCCGGUUGAUCGAGAGGUCAUCAAACAGGUCGAGGUCGCCAAGCCUCGUGCCGCUCACAGGGACAUGAUGACGCAGACGGAUACCGUGCCAUCCAUGUCGACCAGCUUGAGCGCACCCGCUCCUGACAUUGGUCUCUUCAGGGUCACGUCGGGAUCCAAUAUGGACUUCCUCAAGAACCCGCCCUUGCCGUCUGCUUCAAGCAGUACCUUUGGUCGACCCACGGUCCGAGUCAAGCAACGCUCCAGCAGUCCGACCAGGCCGAUUCGACUGGCUGUGGGCGGUCGAGAUGACGAGUCUGAUUCCCACGCCCCGUCUGAUCGAGAGUAUGCGCCCAAGUCGCCCGUCUUCUCGAUACGCUCGAUCGCUUCGGUCGACAGGUCGCAGCCACCGGUCAUGUCGCUGCCGCCGCCCCCAACCGCACCACCACCUCCGGUCUUGCCUGUCAAACUCGCUCCGGCUUUGCCACUCGCGCCGCCUCUGGCUGAUCUGAGCCAGAACCGUGCCAAGACCCCCAUGAGUGCCGAAUUCAACAAGCCCAAGGCAUUCUUGGUACCUGAAAACGGAUCACGAACGAACGCAAACAGCAUGCCGCCCCCGACCGCCUCGAGGCAGACUUCGAGCGCAAGCUUGCGAUCCGCCAUGAACAAUAUUCCUACCGAUGAGAACCGAUACGGCACUCGCAAGAGCAUUGAGCAGAGCAGAGACGGCGUCAAGCGUCUUGCAGAUGUGGUGGUUGGCGGGCGUCCUGGUGCUCUCAAGGCGCAAUCCCGAACCGCCAGUUACGCAUCCUCGCGAUCGAGCGACUAUGGUCACACCAAGAUGCCGACCGGUCUGGCUAGGGAGUUGGGCAUGCCUUCGUCUAGCGAUCCGGCGCUCAUCCAGGCCAUUACCCAGGUCAUGAUUGGAGAAUUCAUGUGGAAGAAUACACGAAGCAGGUUGGGCAAAGGGAUGUCCGAAAACCGACACAAACGGUUCUUCUGGGUACACCCGUACGUCAAGACGUUGUACUGGUCUCCUGUCGAUCCCGGCGGUGAGAAUACGGCAGAGGCACGGUCGAAGAGCAUCUACAUUACCGGGAUCAAGGUGAUGAAAGAGGGGGGUGCAGCGGAUCCUGGCACAUGGCACGAAAGUAUCAUCAUUUGCUCGCCGACAAGAGAGGUUCAGAUGACGGCCAUGUCCAAGGAUCGACAUGAUGCUUGGGUCAAUGCCUUGUUGUUCCUGUGCGAGCGACCGGCACCAUCCUCGAGGCGUGAACGCGCCAGCAUCGUGCCCAUCGAAGCCUUGACGACGCCGAUACGGAAACCGUCCAGACCGGAACUGCCCGACGACUUUGGUCGACGCAAGACACCUCAUUCGAUUCGAAGCAUGAAAACGUAUGCUACCGAGAGCGUGACCCCUCGGGCUGGGGACGGACCCCGAAGUCAAUCGGCAAUGUCGAUGCGAUCGACUGUUCGAGGAAAACGACCGGGAACGCCUGCACACGAAUAUCUGUCGAGGCUCGACGCCGGUCUCCCUGUCGACGGGUUGCUCAGCGUGAAUGGACGUGCGAGCAUGAAACAGGACCAUGAUACGCUGCGUUAUGGCGAGGGGAACGAUACGGUCGGCGACUUUGAGGACUUGGAGAAUGUGCGAGUGUCUUAUGAAGGCGACCACCGAUCGAUGUCUGGCAAGAGAUCCCUUGCGCGGUAUCGCGAUGCCGGUUCGUCUCGACGCCCAUCGGUUGCAUCACAAUUGACCGCCCCCUCCCAGCACUCUCGCAAUCAUCCACCACGCUCGCCGUCUGCGUGGUCUUAUCGAAGUGGGAUGAGACGGGGAAGCGAAUUGUCAGAAUCAUUGUCUGCGGUGGGAGACGAAACGUUGACGCCUGGGAAGCUUCGACAAGCCUCGGGGGACUCGAGCAUCCGCCUGCCGCCUGUACCUCCCAUUCCACAAGACAGUCGGCGAGACACCGAGGACGCUGGCGCCACUCCCAGCAUGAAGAGUCGGAAAAAGAGCCUGAUCAAGAAACCGAGUCUCAAUUUUAGGGGAUUCGGGUCGAAGUCGAAUCGGUCUCAGAGCCGCCCCAAUUCGCCCUGAGCGGUUGAGGCAAUGGCGUUACGAAUCAUUUUGGGUCGAAAGAGUUUUGCAGAAUCGGAAUACCUUGUACGAAUACAGAGAUCUGACAGAUACGACGCGAACGAUAAUAUGAUUGCUAUGAUUGUUAUGAACGCCUGGGCUGUACAAGCGCGAACCAAAUGCGACAUGAGUAAUAUAUUGCAAGUGAUGUGAGGAAGAUAUCUUUUUCGAUGUACUUCAAGCAAUUAGCAGCUGGUAUAGUAAAGAAGACGAUCCGAAAUGGAAGAUGCACAAUUUCAACAAGAUAAUCCAUACAUGGCAGCCGUUCCUACCGCAGCUAGAACAAUCUUGCUGAAGGGCAAGUCGGUCGUC